AUGGCGGGAAGAGGUGGCGGUAAGAUAGGUAAGGUAGGUAAGGUAGACAAGGAGGGAAAAGGCAAGGAUGACAAACAAAGGAAACUGAUAGAGGAAGGAGACAAGGGAAAGAGAGUAACUUUUAUGGAGAAAGAGGAGGAUAGGAUAAAGAAAGAGGAGAUAGAACUAAUUAGGAGAUAUAUGAUAGAAAUGAAAGAUGUAAGAGAGGUUAAAAGAAAAUGCGAGGACUAUUUAGAAGAGUGUAUAAAGACGAAAAGUAUAUUCGAAGAAAAACUGAGAGAAGUGAACGGACAGGACGUUUCAAAUUCUAGUCACGAGGAUGCCGUACGCUGUUUCCAGUCGGCUCAGGAACCAAUUAUUGUCGAAGUCCUUCGACGACAACCGAGUGGGCAACAGGUACCUCACACGCCCUCAAAGGAGCACGAAAGGAUCACGUGUCAGGAUAAGAAUGAGGGGACGACGAACGGGAAGGCCGUGACAGACGAGCGAACGUGCAACGACGAUGUCAAGAAAGACAAUAUGAGCCCCCUGGUAUCGACUGCGGUGCAAACGGACUGGGCUGGUCUCAUAGAGGAGGAGGAGGAGUUACUUCCAGUUCCCCUCGUCGUUGAAGAGCAAGCGAACGACAGUUUCGAGGAUUUUCUCGCUCACGACAUUGACUUUGAGGAGGUGACGUUGCGGAAAAGCGGGAGUGCCGAAAAGCUCGGACUGACGGUGUGCUACAGCUCUGGUUCCGGCAGCGAGGACGUCGACACCGAGGUUUAUAUCUCGGAAAUAGUUCCUGAAAGUCUCGCGGCCCGGGACGGCCGAUUGCGAGAAGGAGAUCAAAUUUUGCGGGUCAACGGCAAGGAUGUCGCGAACAAGGAGCAGACCGAGAACUUGUUCGCGGAGACGAAAAACGCGGUGACUAUUCUCGUCAGCCGAUGUGUAUACCAAGACGAUGAAUAUGAUGACAGGCGCAUCUAUCAUCAGGGUUCGCCGCCGCUUUCGCCCGAGAACCUGCCAGCGUAUCAGAACAGCAUGAUCGAGCAGCUGAUCCGUCAACAGCAGCAGCAAACGGAGGAGCGUACCAAAGAGAGCGAGGUAAACAACUGCACCCUGAAAGCUCCUCCGCCCAUACCAUCUCACACUCAGUCGUCCACAUGCUCAUUGCAGAACUCACACAAACCCGGCAAGAACGCGACCUCGCCGGCGCAUCAUACGGAAGAGCGCAACAAACAGUGGAUGCAAGAAUCGCUCAAGGAUUGUUCAAAGAGGCUCGAGGGCAUAUCUUUACGCGGCCAGCAAUCCGGCUCGCUAGCAGCGACACCGUCAUCGGUGAAGCUCAUCGAGGCCUAUGCGAGCCACGUGUGGAGCGACACCGAGCACAUCUACGAGACGAUACCAGAAUCGGACAGCGAGCCGAUCUACUCGUCGCCGUACGAGCAUCAUCAGCAGCACUGGGCGCAGCAGGCGAACCACGUGGCCGUCGCGACCACGCAGUUGCAGCACGGCACCGCACAAAACCACUCGGCCGGCUGCGGUCAGCAGAAUCACAAAUGGCACUCCUCGUCAAAAAGCAACAGCUCCGGCGAAGAGAAGGAUAGUUCUAGCGCUUACAACACCGGCGAGUCCUGUCACAGCAAUCCCCUGACUUUGGAGCUGCAUCAGGGCGAGAGAGAUCAUCAUAAGAGCACGCUGGUAUUGUGUCCUCCGCCGAAGACGCCGCAACAGCAGCAGCAGCAGCAGAAGCAGCAGCUCGGUUGCAACUGCCCCAUGCCAGUGACGCCGACCGCGACGUCCGCGCUGACAAGACAAUCGUCCAAGAACCAGAGCGUGAAGAAGGGCGCGUCGUCGUCGCAUCAUCACAGAGAUCGCAACGAAUCUUCGUCGAUCAACGCCAACACGCUACCGGCUGACACUAUGUACACGAACGUGGCGAAUUUGCAACAGACAAUGAUGCUGCAACAGCAGCUGUUCAAACAGGCGCUCAACCGCAAGAACCUCACGACAUCCAGGGAGACGUCCACGGGCGGCGCGAGGAAAUCCAAGUCGCACGGCAACUUCCAGGCGCCAAAUCUCACGCAGUACCAGUUUGUCGGCAGUCAACAGGUGUGCACGUCCACCACGUGGAUACCGCCAGAGGACAAGAGCGAGGUGCAGAUGGAAUGGAAGGUGAAGAGGCGGGCGGACGGGACGAGGUACAUCGCCAGGCGGCCCGUAAGGAAUCGGAUACUUCGAAAUCGGGCGAUCAAGAUAACCGAAGAAAGAGCCGGUCACACCACCGAGGACGAUACCAUGUCGGAGAUGAAGGUCGGACGCUAUUGGAGCAAAGAGGAGCGCAAGCGGCAGCUGGAACGCGCGCGCGAGCGCAAGCAACGUCAGCAAGAGCUGAUGCUGCAGCAACAACAGCAGCAGAUGCAACAGCCCAAUGACUUGCUGAUAUGCGAGCACACGGAAGACAAAGUGUCGAAGAAGCCGUUGAACAUCGUCGAACUAAGCCACAAGAAGAUGGCGCGUAAAAAAACGACUCUGGACGAUUUCACCACUGUGCAAGAAAUGCUGGUUCACGGAAACAGGGUGGGCACAGGUGGACCUGGCACGGGGGGAAAAUUAAUGGGUUUACUGUCGGUUACCACGGUGUAAGCUGAUCCGCGUACAUCGACGUUCGGCCAAGCUGACCGAUAUCGUUACACGGAUAUCGGAGUCCGAGGUAAACGUGAGGGUAUUUUGCGGACGCGAUUAUCGAGUGACUUUUAUACCGCGCAGGGAAAGCCUGAACUACUUUGCGCGGCUUAACACUCUCGAAUUCUUUUAUACCAGCCUCUCGCCCGCAAACAUGUGCCUCGCGCGGAGGUAACGUCGUAAAGUUGGAAAAGAAAUCUAGCGUUCGUCUGAAUAGUCCAUACAAAACUACUUGCUUGAUAUAUAUAUAUAUAUAUGUAUGUAUGUGUGUGUACAUAUGUAUAUACAUAUACAUGAUUCAAGCGCACGAACUUGACUUGGUAAUAUAUUACAUUGCAGAAUAGCUUUUGUUAUACGUGGCAAGUUUUUCCAGUCAGAAAUGACCCGUCGACGUCGAAAUCGUCAUAUUGACGAUAUCGAUUCGACAUCGUCUCGACGAGCCAUUUCCGACUGUGUUUGUACACGCGAUAUUCGAUCCGGUCAAAAUAUCCGAGUAUGGAAUAACUUAAUUUUGAGACGGCCAUACAGGGAAAACACAAUCGGACCGUUUAUAGUUUGCUGAAUGAACGCGGACGUUGAGACAUCAUUGGAGCAUUUCGCGAUUCCAUGAUAAAAAGACACGCCAGUCUGCAAUAAAGCGAGAGGAGCUUAAAUUGUCGCUGUUGCAUGUAAACACGUGUGUGAAGUUUGUACGUUUUAAUCAAUCUUGUAAAUAAUUACGGCACGAUAACACAUACAUAGGUUUUACAUACAAGACGAGAAAUGUUCUAUGGGCAAAGAUCGGUGAUUAUAGGUAUGUAGAUAUGUAUAAUAAGCGAUAAGUGUUAACGUGACACGCAUCAAUAUCCAUUUUGCUUUCUGCAUUAUGAUAGAGAUCGCGGCAGGGUACUGUAUAUCCGGAGGACCAUCGCCUUAACGUCGAUUCCACGGCGUAUUUAUUUUCAUGGACAUCGAACGGUAUUCCAUAUUUAAAGAAAAAUAUAAUAUGACGACGAAAGCAACGCUGCUUUUUUCAUGUGCAAAAACAUUACCGUACUUUAACAAAUGAUAUCGUACAUCGCGCAAUUUUUACACCGUUUUUAAAGCGUUCUGCAGAACAGAUGUGCAAAAGAUACGCUUGAAGAAAUCUGGGACAGCCUGUAUAAGUGUAAAUUGUCUUAUUCUAUAGCUCGUAUGUACCGAGUCGAUUAUUACCUUUUGUUCCUGCCUCCCAGAAAAAAUAAUCGAAUACUAGGAUCCUGUACUGCCAAUGUCUAUAUAUAAUACUGCCCUGUAACUCUAUAUAUUUUAAAGUACACGCGUAUAUGGGGAAAGAGAAAGUGUGAAUCAAGUGUGACGCCUCGAUAGAUCAAUUAUCACGUACUUCCUGACGAGAAUUUACCGCGUAAGUUGUAUGAUACGUUCUGGGAAUGACAUUAGAUAUGAGAUAUAUCGUUGUAGAAAAUAUAUUGUACGAUUUAGAUUUAAGCACAUAAGCGACCGUGCGUACGUAUGCUGUCUUUUGUAUGUAGAUGCGACAUAAUGAUUCUAAACAUGUGUAAUGUAAAUAAGACCCAAAUAAAAUAUAGCAUUAAUAUAUGCAA
Vollenhovia emeryi is the source of this 4247-nucleotide messenger RNA. RefSeq names its product PDZ domain-containing protein 4 (gene Slip1). The record is from RefSeq and is a predicted model, not a curated record. NCBI's taxonomy places the organism in Eukaryota, Metazoa, Arthropoda, Insecta, Hymenoptera, Formicidae. Bases 1 to 2625 code for a protein of 874 amino acids. Gene Ontology annotation, molecular function: protein binding. The transcript has 8 exons.